AUGGCGCCCAAACACACACUUUCUGCCCUUGAGUGGCUCAGUGUUGGAAGUGCCGCGUUGAAAACCUUGUCCCUGGGGUUCUUGUCCCUGUUCGUGAUCCCUUUCCAGCGGUCCAAGGGCCCACCCACAUUUUCGCAACACCUCGCCUACACCAUUUCCCGUACCUACACCACGAACUUUUCCCCAAAAUCUAUCGUCGCUACCUCCCCAACGACCGGGGAAUGUUACCAGAAGUUCGUUACGUCCCAGGGGCUAAACGCAAAGACGGUCACACUCCCUGACGGCACCAAAGCACACUGGCUCGGUGACCCAACAGCGGAGAAGAUCCUGCUCUUUUUCCAUGGUGGUGGUUACCUCGUGUACGCCACCGAUGGCCACUUUCACCUUCUCCACGAGAGCCUUAAGGCCGUAGAGCAGCAGGGUGGUAAACUCGCCGUCCUGUUUCUAGAGUACGAUGUCAGUCUGGACGCGCCGUACCCCCGGCAGUUACAGCAAGCGACGGCCUUGCUACAGUACACUUUGACAGAACUUCAGAAGAAGCCUGAACAGAUCCUUUUGGCCGGUGAUUCUGCGGGAGGUAACCUUGCGUUGGCUCUGCUAUCACACCUAAGUCAUCCGCAUCCUCAAGUAGAUGCUGUCAACCUCUCUGCUAGUCUUAGUGGUACCGCACUGCUUUCGCCCUGGGUGACCUUUGAGACCACAUCAGAAUCGAUGAAAGCCAAUGCGCACCGCGAUGCGCUUGCUAUUCCGGCACUCCACAAGUGGGCCUCACUUUUUAGGGGCUCUGCACCAUCUGAUCCGUAUCUGGAGCCCCUCUCGGCCCCUGCCAAUUGGUGGCAGCCCCUACUGACAAAGAAAGUCCUGAUUACGGCCGGUGCUGAUGAGAUAUUUGUCGAUGAUAUCCAGAAGUUUGCAGCGCAGCUGAGCAGCGCUUCCAAAGAUGUCGAAAUGCAUACCACAACUGGAGAGCCUCAUGAUUAUCUUGUGAUGGAGUUUUUGAUGGGACACCCGCGGACCCAGCAGCGGGAUAUAUUCGAGAAAUGGGCGUUGUGCAUGUCCGAGAACGUGGACAUGAAUUUCAUCCUGUAUGCCCCGAGCCAUUGA
Penicillium chermesinum is the source of this 1104-nucleotide messenger RNA. RefSeq names its product alpha/beta-hydrolase. Bases 1 to 1104 code for a protein of 367 amino acids. Gene Ontology annotation, molecular function: hydrolase activity. The transcript has 7 exons. Lineage: Eukaryota; Fungi; Ascomycota; Eurotiomycetes; Eurotiales; Aspergillaceae. The record is from RefSeq and is a predicted model, not a curated record.